This is a messenger RNA of Calliphora vicina (urban bluebottle blowfly), 921 nucleotides long. RefSeq names its product Cuticular protein 11A (gene Cpr11A). NCBI's taxonomy places the organism in Eukaryota, Metazoa, Arthropoda, Insecta, Diptera, Calliphoridae. The transcript has 5 exons. Bases 54 to 740 code for a protein of 228 amino acids. The record is from RefSeq and is a predicted model, not a curated record.
UUUGCCAGUAAGAAUUCGUUCGAUUAAUACGUGCCAAAUAGAUACGGAUCAAAAUGACACGAUUAAUCGUUUUAUUGUGUGUAGUGGUUUAUGUGACCGCAGACGUUAAACAUCUUACAGAUCGUAAUGUUGAUCUUUUCAAAUAUGAUCCUAGCGAUGUAUACACCCUACCUGAGGAUAUUGAUGAUGAUAAACCAGCCACCAUAUUUAGCGGCGAUGUAAUGAAGGCUAAAGUAGAGAAAUUACAAAGUCUUAGUGGAAACAAGAAAUACAAAUUGGAUUUAAAGACACAAAACGGUAUAGAGGUAUCAAGUGUUGGCAAAUUGAGGGACGAUAAAACUUUCGUUGUUAGCGGUUCAUAUUCAUUUACCGGUGCUGAUGGAAAACGUUAUAAGACCAGAUAUACCGCUGAUGAAUUUGGCUAUCAUCCAAUGACUGAACUCGAUUUAGAUAUACCCGAGCCUCAACCACUCGGUGUUGGUUUAGGAGCUCUCAAUAACAAAUUUGGUGUUGAUGACAAGAGAAAUAGAUUCCAGUUUUUGAAACAAGAUUUAAAUUUGGAAUUAAAUCAAUCUCCAGUCAAAGGCAGUGGCCAAAGUGGUGAUGACUACAGUUAUUCCAAACUUGGCAGCAGCAAUUUCAAUGAAUAUGAAAGUCAUGACAAUGGUUAUGACUAUCAUCCCCCAACUCAAUCUUUUAAUGUGCCUGAUCCAUCACGUCAAUACCUGCCAGUUCAAUAAAAUCCAUUAUCGUAGUUUAUAAGUCAUUUAACACACAUUUUACCUUUUAGCGAAUUCUUGCUGCGUGACAGCAAAACCAUUAAUUUAAAGGUUUUUAUUUGUAAAAUAAAAUAACAUUCACAUAAUAAAACCUACUUUAAGCGUUUAAAAAAAUCAAAAAAAUCAACAAAAAUGAAUAUUA